This is a messenger RNA of [Torrubiella] hemipterigena, 3067 nucleotides long. The record is from the annotation of a GenBank genome assembly. NCBI's taxonomy places the organism in Eukaryota, Fungi, Ascomycota, Sordariomycetes, Hypocreales, Clavicipitaceae.
GCCAGCCAGCAGAUUGUUAGUCUACAUUGAUUUUUCUUUGUACUAGGCCAACGCCAAUUGGGCUACGCAUUCGGCACAAUGGUUAAAUCAUAUCUCAAGUAUGAGCACGCUCAGACGUUUGGCGUCGUGGCUUCCGUUGCCUCCAACUUGGUCUGGCAAGCCAAAGACAAGGCCGGAUCGGGAGUCGGCCAAGCUGUUGUUGCCGCGAACGAAGAAGUAUUAUGCUGGGACAUUAAGAAGGGUGAACUGGUGAGCCGCUGGCGAGACGAGCGCUCUAUAGUUCCCGUGACAUGCAUUGCGCAAAGCAAAACCGAUCCCGACAUCUUUGCCGUUGGCUACGAAGACGGCAGCAUCCGAAUUUGGGAUAGCAAGAUUGCAACUGUUAUUGUCAACUUCAACGGACACAAGUCUGCCAUUACAAAGCUUGCUUUCGACAAAUCUGGUAUCCGACUCGCAAGUGGCUCGAAAGACACCGAUGUUAUCGUAUGGGAUUUGGUGGCAGAAGUCGGCCAGUACAAAUUGCGCGGACAUAAGGACCAAAUUACCGGCCUCACAUUCUUAGAACCCGAGACACAGGUCGAAAAUGAAGACGGUACACAGGCAGUUGCUUUGAACUCCGAACAGACGACGGACGGAUUCUUGUUGACCACAGGCAAAGACUCCCUGCUAAAGCUAUGGGAUCUCUCGUCCCGACACUGUGUCGAGACACACAUUUCUCAGACCAAUGGCGAAUGCUGGGCCUUGGGAGUCUCCCCAGACAUGAGCGGCUGCGUGACAGCUGGCAAUGAUGGAGAGAUGAAGAUUUGGUUCCUGGACGCUGAUGGUUUGGCUGCCAGUAUGGGCAAGGUUGAUAUGUCGACAAAGGUACAAUUUCUCCACGACAGAGGAACGCUGCAUCGCCAGAGCAAGGACCGAGCCACCGAAGUCAUAUUCCACCCUCGCAAGGAUUAUUUCGCUGUUCACGGCGCGGAUAAGUCGGUCGAUAUCUGGCGAGUGCGAACUGAGUCCGAAAUCAAGAAGGGAAUUGCCCGAAAGCGACGCAGAAGAAGAGAGAAGGCUAAGGAUAACAACGACGCCGACGCUGCAGAUGGCGAGGAUGACACAAUAGACGCUUCCAAGGCAGACGUUAGCGACGUCUUUGUUCAGUACGUCAUUGUUAGAACCGGAGGCAAAGUCCGUUCCGUGGACUGGGCUACGCCUAGCGGCCAAAAAGAUCUGCAACUGCUCGUUGGAACAACAAACAACCAACUCGAAUAUUACACCAUCCCUCCCAAGGAUAAAGCAGACAAGAGCAAAGAGGAUGCCCCCGAAUACACUCGAUCUCUCGCUGUUGAACUCCCCGGUCACCGAUCCGAUAUUAGAGCCCUCUCGCUAAGCUCUGACGACAAGAUGCUCGCUACUGCUGCCAACGGAUCGCUUAAGAUUUGGAAUAUCAAGACUCAAGCGUGCAUCAGAACAUUUGAGUGUGGUUAUGCGCUGAGCUGUGCCUUCUUGCCCGGUGACAAGGUUGUUGUCGUUGGAACCAAGACGGGUGAGCUGCAACUCUUUGAUAUCGCCUCUGCUGCCUUGCUCGACAGUGUCAAGGCACAUGAAGGUGCUGUCUGGGCAUUGGAUGUACACCCCGAUGGCCGCUCCGUCGUCUCUGGUAGUGCCGACAAGUCGGCCAAGUUCUGGGACUUUAAGAUUGUCCAAGAAGAAGUCUUAGGAACUACAAGGAAGACACCAAAGUUGAAAUUGGUCCAAUCUCGAACCAUGAAGGUCUCCGAUGAUAUCCUCAGUCUGAGAUUCUCUCCAGAUGCCAAGCUCAUCGCUGUUUCUCUCCUUGAUAACACCGUGAAGGUCUUCUUUGUUGACUCCCUCAAAUUAUAUCUCAACCUAUACGGCCAUAAGCUUCCCGUACUGAGCAUGGAUAUCUCCUUCGAUAGCAAGCUUAUCGUUACCAGUUCUGCUGAUAAGAACAUCCGCGUUUGGGGAUUGGACUUCGGCGACUGUCAUAAAGCUCUCUUCGGUCACCAGGACAGUAUUCUGCAGGUCAGAUUUGUUCCACACAACUCUGACGGCAACGGCCACCAUUUCUUCAGUACCAGCAAAGACAGAACUAUCCGUUACUGGGACGGUGACAAAUUUGAACAGAUUCAGCGCUUGGACGGCCACCACGGCGAAGUGUGGGCUAUGGCAGUCAGCCAUACUGGCAACUUUGUUGUCAGUGCUGGACACGACAAGAGCAUCCGCGUCUGGAACGAGACUGACGAGCAGAUCUUCCUCGAGGAAGAGCGUGAGAAGGAGAUUGAAGAGCUCUACGAAAGCACGCUCACGACAUCCCUCGAGAGGGAUGAAGAUGCCGAGGAUGCCAACGGCGAGGUUGGUGCUGCCAGUAAGCAGACAACCGAAACACUUAUGGCAGGAGAGAGAAUAGCAGAGGCGCUUGAGCUCGGUAUUGCUGAUCUCAACCUCAUGCGCGAGUACGACGAGGCCAAGGAGAGCAACCCACAUGCAGUUCUACCUCAGCGAAACAUUAUCUUUGCGGCUCUCGGAAACAUUACUGCAGAGCAGUAUGUCAUGUCGGUACUGCAGAAGAUUAAAGCUUCCGCUCUUCACGACGCUCUACUCGUUCUCCCAUUCGCCUCCGUCCCUCUUCUCUUCACUUUCCUCAAUAUCUUUGCUCUUCGAUCCAUGAACAUACCUCUCACCUGCCGCAUUCUAUUCUUCAUGCUUAAGACACACCACCGUCAAAUUGUUGCAAGCCGCACCAUGAAGACGAUGCUGGACGGCAUCCGCACCAACCUGCGUGCAUCCCUCAAGAAGCAAAAGGACGAGAUGGGCUUCAAUAUCGCUGCGUUGAAGAUUGUCGGCAUGCAAAUACGCGACAACAGUGUCAAGGAUUACAUAGAUGACAACUGGGAGGACGAAUCGGCUGAUCGAUCAGCCAAGAAGAGAACAUUUGUACAUGUUGCAUAAAGGUGGGAUGUAGUUGGAGAUACCUGGGAUAUAAGUACGGCGCAAUCUUGGCAUAUGAAAAAUGAGUUUUACAUAUAGAAUCAAUGCAUAUUUGACUUUCCAUAAUACG